ACUUGCGGUUAGCGAAAACCAAAUACUUUGGCUUCGGAGCUUCUAGACAAUUGACAGUUAUAAUUAUUGGGGACUUAGAAAUUUUACACCCGUAUUUUGAAUUUCUCUAAUAGAUGAGAAAUUCAAAAUACUGGUAAAAUUGCUAAGUCCCCAAGAGGUACCGAACUAUAAGUAACAUAUCCUAUACAUAUAUAAGUACAUAUAAGAUAAUCUACCAAGCGAAUUGAGGUUUUUCAUUUACUGUCUUAAACUCAAUGAUGUAUAAGUUGUAUAUGAUGUAUAAGUAGUAUAGGUACAAUAUAUAUACUUUUCAAAUUGCCCGCCAAAUCCAGAGAACUGUCAAUUGUCUAGAAGCUCCGAAGCAAAGUAUUUGGUUUUCUCUAGACGCAAGUUUUACUCUUUUGAAGGAAGCGGAAGAAGAAGAAAUUUAGUUCAAAACUCAAAACCAAACGCACAAUAAUGGCAAAAAAUGCUAUUUUAUUAUUAAUACAACGAUAGUUUCGCAAAUUUAACAGUGCCAUUAGUAAGUUUUAAUUUAUUAUGCGUUUAAGAUCUUUUAAAACACUACCAUUUUUGUUUGUGCUUCUCCUAAUAAAAAUACUAACAUUCUACUACGCUUCUCGCCUAUUUUCGGGCAUAAUACAGUCGAAUAUCGAAGACAAAAUAAUAACACCCCCGAUUCCAAAGCCUCCAAAAAAGCGUUUGAACGAACUAGUGACAGUCAUCCUAAGAGAUUUUGAAUCCCAUGAAAAUGAUGUGACUUUAACCCUACUUUCCUUCACCAAUGCUUUUGUAAGGAUGCAGAUAUUUGUGAUGUACGAAGAGCUUCCAUACCCUCCUCUUGAUAUAGUCUUAACCAAUAAUACGCUUCCAUAUAUUAAAUUUAUAAAGUUAUCUCCAGAUCUGAGAAGUAGCUUCGUGGAUAAUUACCCGAUUAGUGAAAUAAAGUCUAAAUACGUUUUGUUUGUACCUGAUUCUACUAGAGUAUCUUCCAGACAGAGCUUACAACUAAUGAUUAAUGCUUUGAGCAGAAAUCCUGGGAGUAUAAUUGCAGCUGUCGUUAAAAAUCACAGGCAAACGUUGAGUUGCCUGAACGUGAACCUUAAUCUAAGAGAAUGGAAUUUGCAGUUUGAUUUUAUUAAAAGUAUGACAUGUGAUGCUGUGAUUGGAAAACAUGUUUUUCUCUUGGAGACGAAAACUCUAAUGAUGUUGUCCAAUGCGUUUUUGUUGCCCUUUCCACAUUCUUUGUAUCUGCAGAGUUCUGCGUUAAAUUUAAAGGUGCACAUUUUAAAAGAUGUAUCCUUUCAUGAAGGCAAACCACUUUUUCGCUCCCAUCAUGCUCAAUGGCAACAAAAACAACUGGAAGCCACCAGAUUAAAGAAGUUAUACAAUAUUUUCAAAAUUAAAAAAGUAAUUCGUGAAACAGGGAUUACAGAAUGGUAUGGAUGUACAAAAGAAACAGAAAGAUGUUUUGGAACUGUUAUAGAUGCUAUGCCUUCAUACCUAUACGAAAGAAGGUGGACACCCCCGUGCUGCCUGGCCAAUUUACGAAAAACUGCCAAACAUACUUUCAUCCUUCUUGACGAAACAGGAAUUCGGUAUUGGUUGGAAGCUGGUAGCCUAUUAGGUGCGAUGAGAAACGGGGAUAUUCUUCCUUGGGACCACAACGUCGACGUAGGCUUUAUACGAGAAGAUCUGGAUCGUUGUUCAUGGUUAAAGAUGGCUAAAUCUAAACCGGUGUUGGAUCCACAGGGGUUUUUAUGGGAGAAGGCAACUGAAGGUAACUUUUAUCGAGUUCAUUACAGUAAAACGAACAGGAUACACGUUAACUUGUUUCCAUUUUAUUCCAAAAACGGUACUAUGACAAAAGAUUCUUGGUAUACUAACCAUAAAAAUAUGGAAUUCCCUGAGAUUUUUUUGCAUCCCAUGUCUAGUAUAGAAUUCCUAGGAAGGUCUGUGCCAAGUCCUAAUAAUAUAAGAGAUUUUCUGGAGCUCAAAUUUGGCAGAGGUGCUAUAGAAACACCCGAGUAUCCGGAUCCUAGUAAAUUAAGGUUUCCAUAAAUUUUGUGAUAAUAAAUGUCUGCGCUAAUGUUUUUAACUGAAAAUACAAAAUGUUUUCUUAGUGUAGCCGAUUGGAAAAAUAUAUUGUAAAAAUAAAGAUUUGUAAAAAAUAGAUUUAAACCUGCUGGAUUGUUUAAAUGUAGUGUCUAGAUUAUUUUCACUGAUUUCAGUUCAGCUGCUUUUAAACUUGUGUUCAAAAUUAUCGCACCUCUUACAUUUUUAUUACAUUACAAUUUUAUUAUUUAAGACAAUGCUUACUGCUAAUGAUCAUUGACAUGUGUGGCGCAUGUCAAAUAGUAGGUUAUCUUGUCAGGCUUGAAUAUGACUUUUCAACGCUUCUCAUUUGUUUCGAGCUUCUGUCGUAUGCAUAUGUUGUAUAUUAAUAUUAUACACGGAUUAUAAUACAUAUGGCAGAAGCUCGAAACAAAUGAGAAGCGUUGAAAAGUCCUAUUGUUGUGACCACAUUGUAUUUUAAUUGUCUGCGCUAAUGUUUUCUGUGCGACGUCGGUAUCUUUUAACAAUAAUGCUUUAAUUCUUAAGUCUUAAACUCAGUAUUUUAAUUUUUUGUGUGACCCAAUAAAAAUUUUAUAAUAAAACCACAGUAAAAUAGUCUAGUUUCAGUAAGAUAGAUCCCAACAAGUCAGCAGGUUUAAAAUAUUUGGUUAACUUGGUUCUACAAGUUUUAGAAUUCUAGAUUAGACUACUACAAGGAAAAAUUUUAAUCGUAGUGCAUAUAAUGUUCUAAUUAGAUUUAACAAAUUAUUUCGGUGGCCCUGAUUUAUUUUUAGUCAGAAGGUUCAUUUAUUCAUGGUCUGGAUAGACAGGAACAACAGUUAUUAUAUUAUAAUUAUGCAUAUACAGGGUGUUAGUAAAUAAGUAUGAAAAACUUAAAGGGGUAAUUCUACAUGAAAAAAUAAUGACAGUUUGCUCUAUAAAUGUAUGUCCGCAAAUGCUUCGUUUUCAAGAUACGGGGUGUUGAAAUUUUUUUUUCAAACUGCGAAUUUUUUUAUUGCUCUAACCUAAGACCUUUUAAGCUAUGAAAAUUAAAUUUGGUGUGUUUCAAGAGGAAGUUAUUGUGCAUUUUUUGGCAAACAAAUAACAAUUUUAUAUUAAUCAUUGUCGCGCCUACGGGUAAUGGUCUGAAUUUUUUUAAAGAAAAAAAUAGUACGCCACUGAGAUAUUUCAAAUUUAAAAUUAUUUUUGUAUUCCACGUUUAAUUUAUGAUAAAGAACCUUUCUUGUCUUUUUUUCAUAUGGUGCACCGUUUUUAUGCAAAAAAAUAAAACAUCUUCGCGCGUAUUUUUCAUUUCGUAAUACAUUAUCAGAACUCUCCAAUAUAAUAAUGCCAAACUAGAACAAUAACAGAAAAUAUUUCUAAAAAGAUUUUAACUAUGUGCAAGGCUACAACAAAUGUUCAAAAUUACCUCUUUUAAAGGUGACAGAGUAAUUUUAUAUUCACCAUUGGCGCGCGUACGGGUAAUGGCCCGAAUUUAAAAAAAAAAAAAUAGUAUGCCACUGAGAUAUGUCAAAUUAAAAAUUUUUUUUGAAUUCCUCGUUCAAUUUACGACAAAAUAUCGUUUUUGUCUUUUUUUCAUACGAGGCGCCGUUUUUAUGCAAAACAUAAAAUAUCUUAACGUUUACAAAGUAUUUGAAAUAAGUUUCUGCGCAUAUGGAAUCUACCUCAAAUAAUUUGUAAGCGUUAAGAUGUUUUAUUUUUUUGUAUAAAAACGGCGUCGCAUAUGAAAAAAGACAACAAUGAUUUUUUGUCGUAAAUUGAACGAGUAAUUCAAAAAUGAUUUUUAAUUUGACGUUUCCCAGUGGCGUACUAUUUUUUUUCUUUAAAAAAUUCAAACCAUUACCUGUACGGGCGCCAAUGGUGAAUAUAGAAUUAUUCUGUCACCUUUAAAGGAGGUAAUUUUGAACAUUUGUUGUAGCUUUGCACCUAGUUAAAAUCUUUUUAGUAAUAUUUUCUGUUAUUGUUCUACUUUGGUAUUAUUAUAUUGGAGAGUUCUUAAUAAUGAAUUAAGAAAUGAAAAAUACUCUCGAAGAUGUUUUAUUUUUUCGCAUAAAAACGGUGCACCAUAGGAAAAAAAUACAAGAAAGGUUCUUUUUCAUAAAUUAAACUUGGAAUACAAAAAUAAUUUUCAAUUUGAAAUAUAUCAGUGGCGGACAGUAUGAUGAAUAUAAAAUUGUUAUUUGUUUGCCAAAAAAUGCGCAAUAACUACUUCUUGAAACCCACCAAGUGUAAUUUUCAUAUCUCAACCGGUCUUAAAGCAAUAAAAAAAUUGGCAGUUUGAAAUAAAAAUUUCAACACCCUGUAUCUCGGAAACGAAGCAUUUUCGGACAUACAUUUAUAGAGCAAACUGCCUUUAUUUUUUCAUGUAGAAUUAUCCCUUAAAGUUUUUCAUACUUAUUUACUAAUACCCUGUAUAAGAUGUCCCAAAAGUAGCGUAACGGUCGAAUAUUUCGCGAACUUAACAUCGGAUCGAAGAACUGAAAAAUACGUGUUCAAUAUUUUUCAAAAAUCUAUCGAUUGACACUAAACACGACCCCCACUCCACCCCCUGGAGAUGGGGGGGGGGGUAACUUUAAAAUCUUAAAUGGCACCAGUUUUUAUUGCAUAUUUGGAUUUCUUACGUAAAAGUAAACAACUUUUAUUCGAAACAUUUUUUAGAUAGAUGGCGCUAUAAUAAAAAAAAAAAAACAAUUUAUAGUGAAACCAAAAGUAAAUUAUAGAAACGGUCUAAUAUCUCGAGAAAUACGCUUCCAAAUAAAAAACCAAAAAACAAGUGUUUAAUAUUUUUCAAAAACCUAUCGAAUGACACCAAAUACGACUCCCACUCGACACCCUGGAGUGGGGUGGGGGGUUUCUCUAAAAUCUUAAAUAGGAACCCCCGUUUUUUAUUGCAGUUUUGGAUUCAUCACAAAAGAAUAAGUAAUUUAUUCGAAACAUUUUUUAGAAUUGUUGAUAGAUGGCGCUAAUAAAUGGCUUUUUCCGAUUAUAGCGCCAUCUAUCAUCAAUUCUCAAAAAUGUUUCGAAUAAAUGUUACUUAUUUUUUCAUGAGGAAUCCAAAAAUGCAAUAAAAAAUAAGAGUUCCUAUUUAGGAUUUUAUAGUUACCCCCCCCCCACCUCUAUGGUGUGGGGUGGAAAGUCAUUUUUGAUCUUAUUCGAUAGGUUUUUGAAAAACAUUAAACACGCAUUUUUUGGUUUUUCAUUUGGAAGUGAAUUUUUCGGGAUCGUAAGACCAUUUCUAUAAUUUACCUAUGGUAUCACGAUAAAUCUUUAUUUUCGAUUAUAGCGCCAUCUAUCCACAAUUCGAAAAAAUGUCUCGAAUAAAAGUUGCUUACUUUUACAUAAGGAAUCCAAAUCUGCAAUAAAAACUGGGGGUCUUCAUUUAAGGUUUUAAAGUUACCCCCCGGGUGUUUGAUGUCAUUCGAUAGAUUUUUGAAAAUUAUUGAACACGUAUUUUUCAAUUUUUCGAUCCGAUGUUCAGUUCGCGAAAUAUUCGACCGUUCCACUACUUUUGGGACACCCUGUAUAUUAUAAAUGCUCUAAAAUUAUCCAUUGGCCCUUAGAAUCCUCGAAGUAGCUCACUCAGUUCUGUCGUUGUUCUAUUCAAAACAAUAAUUCUUCAGUUCAUUCAUUAGUUUAUGUUUGUUAUUCUCUAAAAUGACCAAAAUCUCUUACUCAAACGAUACUAUACCUACAAGGUUGCCGAAAUUCUGAACUUGAUUCAACUUAAAACACAAAACAAAAUAAAGCAAGGCCUACAUGUGAAAUAAAACAAAGCUUCAAUGAAAGUAGAUAGUUUAGUAUACAUGGUGACCAAAAAUAAUUAGACAUUAGCUAGGGGACGAUAGGUGACGUCAAAAUGAAGGCUUUUAGCUCAUUUUACAGGGUGUUUCAAUGUUUAAUUUGUUAUGACGACGUGUACAUAGGGCAACCAAAAAUGUGGUUGUGUUGAUAGACAAAUGUCACUCCAACCCAACAUAAAUAGUGGUGUAUACGUUUUUAAGGCGUUUAUGGCACACAUCGUGUUCGAUUUUUCUUUGCUGACGCAUUUUAUUCUUUAAAUCCUAUCGCCUUCUACCUCUAUGUACGUUGAGCGCUGUAGACACUGUAGACUUAAAAUUGUUUUGUCAUGAUGCCAUGUUCGAUUUUUCUUCAUUGCUUUACACAUCGUCCUAUUCCUUUUUCAACGACCCCUCUACAAUCCUGUACGUUAAGCCGUUUAGUCGCCCUUUGACGCCUAGAGGAAAAAGGUUCUUUCACUGUCUUUCUGUCACUCUCUGGCUUCUCACCCUUCAUUCUUUAGUUGUGAGUCACUUUUUCCAAUGGUUAACUGAAAGCAUUUUUUAUAUCAUCCAUUUCCUCUAUCUAAUGUCCAAUAAUUAGUUAUGGGAUAUCCCGUAUACACCUCUUGUAUAUUUAUAAAAAAAGGUACUAUUUUAUUAGAGUAAAACAAGCAUGUAAUGCUAUAUUUGAAUCUGUUUCAAAUUCGAUGUGAAACUUCGUUCCAAAAAUGAUAUUAGCGAUAUAUUUAGUAUAGUAACUUAAGGUUGUAAAAUGUAAUUAAAUAUUCUAACGAUAUUGUCUUCGCUAAAUUUGCACUACUUUUUACUUUUUUGUUAACGUAUAAUACAGCAAUGGUUAGCUGCACUUAAGACUAUGUUGGCGGUAUAAACGCUACAUUUUUUGUUUUUACUCAGUGUAACUUUUUUUCUAUCUCUAACAGAAGAAGGAAAAUCAGCAUACAGAUGACUGAGGUAGUGUUGGGCUCCUAAUACCCUAACGAAAUUGUGCCAGGACAUGAUGUCCGAUGGGGUUACACCUUUGACACUUCACCCCAUCACUACUCCGAGAUGGUCAUCAUCAUCAACCCAUACUCGUCCACUGCUGGACAUAGGUCUCCCUCAGCUCUUUCCAUCUUUCUCUGUUUUGUGCGGCUUGCAUCCAAUUGCCGACAAUACGCUUCAGAUCGUCAGCCCAUCUGGUUGGUGGUCGUCCUCUGCUCCGUAGUGCUUCUUCUCGUGGCCUCCACUCGACAAUACGUUUUGUCCAUCGGUUGUCUGACAAUCUGGCGACGUGUCCUGCCCAAUUCCACUUGAGCGACGCGAUUCUUUCGACGGCGUCCGUUGUUUUUGUUCUACGACGUAUUUCUUCGUUUGGGAUUCGGUCCCUCAGGGAGACACCCAACAUCUAGCGCUCCAUAGCCCUCUGAGUUAUGCGGAUCUUGUUCACUACCUUUUUUGUGGGUGUUAAUGUUUCCGCUCCAUAAGUGAGUACAGGCAAUACACACUGGUCAAAGAUUUUCCUUUUCAGGCAUAUGGGUAAGUCCGAUGUAAAUACAUAGCUCAGUUUACCAAACGCUGCCCAGGCUAAUCCUAUGCGACGUGGGAGCUCGCACGUCUGGUUAUCUCUUCCCAACCGAAUUUCAUGUCCCAAGUACUUAUAAGAUACAGUCUGCUCAAUAUCCAUUCCAUCAACAACAAUAUUACGAUUUAGCACCAGAUUAGUCAUUAUUUGCGUCUUGUUGAUAUUAAUCUUUAGUCCGACCUCUAAGGAAGCGUGAUAUAACUUUUUCAAUAUUAUUAUUGCAUCAUCCAUACGAUCGGCUAUAAGGACGAUGUCAUCUGCGAAUCUCAAAUGACUGAGCUUCUCUCCAUUUAUAUUGAUACCAUAUUCGUUCAGAUCUGCCUUCUUAGAAGUGUGUUCUAAAAGGGUUGUGAACAGCUUUGGUGAGAUGGUGUCUCCUUGCCGUACUCCUCGCUGCAUACAGAAUUUAUCAGUCCAUAUUAGAAUUUAUUAGACGCCGAGAUGGUCGGCGUCCACUAAAAAUCUCACCUCAGGCAUCCAGCCAGAUAUCUGGAUGGAACCGCCGGUUAGGGCAUAACAUCUCUUCUGGUGCCCUGCUAUCACCCGAUUCCCAUUCUUCCUUCCACACAUUCAUGGGGAAAACCACAACCACACGAACCACUAAAGACUUUCAAUCCCCUUCCUUAGCGAGGUUGCCAACGUUCUCACGUCGUCUCUCUCUCAUCCGUCCUAUUUUGAGCCUGCGUCAGUCCUAACCCCAUUUAGAUGCUACUGGUUCGUUUAUGAACUCAGAACAUUCGUAAGAAUCUUCAUAUGAUUCGGUAUUACUCAUGAUAAGAUUUUUUCUAGAACUACUUGAUUAAACAAUUGAAAAAGGUUGAUAUCCAAACAGUAAACCAGUUGAUAGCCAGUGUUGUUGAUGUUAUACUACUUAACAAUAAUCUUGGGCAAAUUUAACGAUUACAGUUCAAUAAUUUUGUGCCAAAUAAUUACUUAUUUCAUAAAAGUUAGAUUUAAAUUUUCUAGUAGAAUAUUUUAUGAUUGUUAAAUGCACGAUGUUUUAGCAAAAUAGAACAAUGAUUAUGCUACAAUAGAACAAAUUAUUUUUAUGUUUAUAACUCAAGCAAUCAAAUUUUGUAGCUAUAUUCUUUAUUCAAUCAAUCACAACUGUCUUUUAGUAAUUAAUUUUUGUGCUAUGAAACCUAAAGGCUUUCAAACUUGUUUUCUUGGUUUCAUUUUGUGUUUUAUUUUUCUAUUGUAUCGUGUACGGUCUAAAUAUAAAUAUUUCUUUACCUCAUUGUAUAUAUAAACUAUGUGCCAAAAAUGCUUUUAUAGAUGCUCAUUUAAUUCGUGUUAUGAAAAUAUGUAGAUCUUUAUUUAACGUUGAAAUAAAAAUUUUAAAUUUA
Molecule: messenger RNA, 8783 nt
Organism: Diabrotica virgifera virgifera (western corn rootworm)
Lineage: Eukaryota; Metazoa; Arthropoda; Insecta; Coleoptera; Chrysomelidae
Product: ribitol 5-phosphate transferase FKRP
Exons: 5
Coding region: 541-2061 (506 amino acids)
Biological process (GO): protein O-linked glycosylation via mannose
Cellular component (GO): Golgi apparatus
Source: RefSeq, a predicted model, not a curated record